Messenger RNA from Hyalella azteca, 1579 nucleotides. RefSeq lists its product as uncharacterized. Bases 75 to 1142 code for a protein of 355 amino acids. The record is from RefSeq and is a predicted model, not a curated record. The transcript is spliced from 9 exons. NCBI's taxonomy places the organism in Eukaryota, Metazoa, Arthropoda, Malacostraca, Amphipoda, Hyalellidae.
CAAUUUUUUCAGCAACCAUUGUCGUUAAAUAGUUAUUGCCUGUUGCAAUAAACCCAGAAUUAGAAUCUGCCGCCAUGAAGAAGCUUCAAGUCCGCGUAUUUGCCCUUGGCAUCGUGGCUACGGUGUUGGGUCUUGGACUCGCCACGGCUUCGUAUCCUGACAGCGUCAACGUGGUUACAGGCCGCCCUGGCCCGCUGAGUUGUGGAGCAGUGACUUCCACUUCUGUCCGCUUCCGGUCCCUGACGAUGCCGGGCAGCAAAUCGCUGGUGACUUACCGACGCUUCUCGAUCUCGACACUCAAGUUGACCGCUGCCGUAAAUGCGACUAAAAGGAUGUCAGCAACGGAUGUGGUGCAGUGCGCGAGGCAGGCUGCCUUGGAAGACAUGGCUGGAUUUUCUUUCAAUGGAACCUGCACAGCCUACAAAUUUGGCGAGAAACUUUGCUCCUGUUCGACGGCAGAACCAGUCAUUUACGUGACCGACUCCAGCGUUACCUACGAAACUCCCUCAAGUGUUCCUUUCAGCGCUGCUUCCUACGUGAACGUCACGGUUGAGAACACAGGAUUUAAGCAGUACAAGCUCGUGAAUUUCUUCCUGGAUGUCAUUGAGAACAAUAUUGCACAGCCACCUGACAUCUCAAGGGGAGCUGCGACUCUCUACUUCUUUCCUCAAGACGAUGGCAUCUACAAAGCUAUUAGAAGACCCUAUCUGGACCUGGCUUCUUGCGUCACCGACUCUCCAUGCGGAAUACCUGUCCUCGUCAACAAUACGCUCCCAGCUUACUACCUGCUGAACGAAUGCGGCAGGACCAUUGAACUUACGGCUGACCUCUCCAAGUCAGACUUCGUUAUUGUGUACUCACACCCCGGAUUCGGGUGCAAGGCAUUCCCGGACGGUCCGGCCUACAACUGCACCGUUACUUUCACAUCAACUACUACUCUUGUCUUUAAAUUUGUGGGAUUUUAUUUCGAUGCCGCUGCCGCUACCUGCGACGGCUACACACUGCGCGCUUCUUACGAUACCACGCCCGACGCCGAUUUCUGCACUGUUGUUAAGGACGGACGUGGCAAUACAACAUUCACUCUGCUAGGCCAGGCGCUGGCCAAAACCUUCAAGGCGGGGUUCCUCUUCACAUUCUCGUAGUUGCUUGACACGUAAUUUUGCCCCGCUUGCCCCAUCGUCACCCCACGCGUCCCCAUCUAAGAAACAUCACAUACAUGAUCACCGCAGCAUUCACCUCGAGCGGGGAUUACAAUUCCCCACAAACUAAAUUUUAUAUUCUUCUGAAGUCAUAUUUUUGAAGUUAGUUGUUGUGACUGCGCCUCAGAGAGGGAUGUGACUGCACCUCAGAGAGGGAUGGAGAACGAGGGGUGAACUGCGAUAAAAAAUAAAUGCAGAAAUAAUCAGAAAUACCUCAUAGAAAAGGAUGGGGGCUUGCGGGGUGUGGGCAACGCUGGACUUUUGGCAACCUUGAACGUGAUGUGAUGCCACCCAUUGUAUCUCGCUAACUGUGUGAUGCCAUGCACAAGUGCUGUUACUUUAGCUGUGUGAAGUGGUGAUGCCACGCACAAGUGCUGUUA